This is a messenger RNA of Sycon ciliatum, 2032 nucleotides long. RefSeq names its product non-structural maintenance of chromosomes element 1 homolog. Gene Ontology annotation, cellular component: nucleus; Smc5-Smc6 complex. Gene Ontology annotation, biological process: double-strand break repair via homologous recombination. Lineage: Eukaryota; Metazoa; Porifera; Calcarea; Leucosolenida; Sycettidae. The record is from RefSeq and is a predicted model, not a curated record. The coding region runs from base 188 to 1108 and encodes 306 amino acids. The transcript is spliced from 8 exons. Gene Ontology annotation, molecular function: ubiquitin-protein transferase activity.
UGUAGACAUGCACGGGUUUGUAUUCUCAUGCAAACACAUUUCCUACUUGUAGAUCCUCCUGAUUUGAUAUUCGACUGCAGAACAAGUCAAGUCUGUAGGGUUCGCUCUUUCCUCCCGUCUCGUGCAGUUUCCAUUCCUUGUUUAGCCGUACUUGAGCAGUAUAGGCAGCUGUCGAAUCAGAGCUACAAUGCCUGCCACCAAACUCUCCGAUUCGCAUAGGUACUUUUUGCAGACGUUCACAUCUCGGAGUAUUCUGAAUGAAGCUGACACAGUACAGCUCUUUGUGGACAGCUCACGGCAGUUCAACGAUAGAGAUCCCAGUGUUGCCCAGUUCCCGUCCUUCUUGAAGGACAUCAACAGCAGACUUCAACCCCUAUCGCUGGAAAUUCGCCGAGGCACGGAUGAGGAGCACGGGAAGAUCUUCUUCGCCCUUGUCAACCUGCACCAAGAUGAGGCGGCAAAGUUGGCCACCGACUUUGAUGCCAAAGAGAUUGGUUACUUCAAGAAAGUGAUGGAUCUGAUCAUUGCAGCGGACGAUGGCGUAUGCUCUUCCGUGGAGCUUGUCAAUGCCGGUGCUGAGCUGCAGCCACACGUAGGGGUCUCUGAGGCCACGUCUCUACUGGAGCGUCUUGCCCAGGAUGAGUGGCUAUCGAAUAACAAGGACGAAGGCUACUUAUUUCUGGGUGCACGUACAAUGAUUGAGCUGCUGCCUCACUUGCGUGAUGUAUAUGGGGACGCCGUCGUCGACUGUCAUUUGUGCUCCAAUAUAGUGGUCAAGGGACAGCGUUGCACUAGCUGUGAGACCAAGCUGCACGUACAUUGUGCUGCGCGAUUCAUGAGUGGCCGCGAGCCGCAGUGUCCAUCCUGUCAGACGCCGUGGGCACACAUCAUCCCCGACAUUCCACAUGAUGCACACCAUCCUGCAGUGCAAAAUGGAGGUCACAACGGAGUUGCCACACCAGUACCAGGACCGACUUCUCAUGGCAGGCGGAGUGCAGCAGCAUCAGCAGCGACGUCAAAUAGUGGUGCAUCGUCGCAGUCGCCGGCGCUAUUUGCGACCUCAUCUUCUCAGUCUUCUGGCCGGCCAGCAAGGACACGGCGUAGGUGAUAUUAGAACUUUGAGAAGGAGCUUGCCAGGGUCACUUGCCUGGUAACAUGUGUAUUUGUGCAAAGUUCUGAACAUCAGAAAGCCACUCUGCACUCCCUUUCUCCUGGCAGUCUGGAGAAAUUGAAUCAUAUCCGCCGUGUGGCAUCGGACGCUGGCUGUUCCAUGAUGAUGGCCGCACAUUGGCAUCAUGCUUUCAGUGUCAAACAGACAAACACCAAGGCAAGGCAUCACACUGGUGGCCACGCAGGUAUCCAAUAUCCAGAGUGAAGUUAGUCGGCUAUGUCACAGUGCCGGGCACCAGGAGUGCUUCCGUCUGUACAUCAGCCAUAGCACAGAGCACAGUGCGGGUGCCUUUUCAAGCGUACAUCCAGCCUUGUGUUCUACCCUCUCUUUUUUUAACGUGUUACGUCACCCCUGAACUAACCUGUCGGUGUGAUGUCAGUCUCAGCUCUAUAUUCCUACCCAUGUGUGUGUGUGUGCGUGCGUGCGUGCGGCAUGUACCAAGCAGACCCACUGCCAACACUAGUGUUUUUUGCAUGGAGUGAAUCUACUGCAGUAUAUUAUAACAGAGGGGCAUGGAUGGACAAUAUCUUCAUUUUGAACAGUUUGCAUCACAGGUUUCCCACCAAUAUCAAAUGUAUGCUGUGCAGGAAAAUGCUUUAACACAUCUGAGUUCAAAUUUAACACAUACGUUCUUUUUAAAAAGCUCUUUUCCUUAUUUAGUUUGUAUCUCUGUAGGUAGACUGGAGGCAUGUUAGCCAUGUGACUGUUCCGCCUUGUUUUAUCAAUUUUCCUCCUUGUUAGCCCGUAGCACUGCAACGUUACUUGGACCGAUCAUCCGACUCUUUAUCCUUUUUAGAAGCCAAUGGCGUGUCAUGAUAUGCUUCUUGUCGCAAGAAAAUGCAGCGGCGUAUCUCCACCUUA